Messenger RNA from Amoebophrya sp. A120, 7717 nucleotides. The record is from the annotation of a GenBank genome assembly. NCBI's taxonomy places the organism in Eukaryota, Dinophyceae, Syndiniales, Amoebophryaceae.
CCAGACCCCCCGAUAUGAAUUCUAACCCCCUGGAAAAAUUAUAUUCAAUCCCUUUUGAUUAACACUAAACCCAUUCCCCUCCGUGUUGGAUGAGAUCAGAUACACACACACCCAGCACCGGACUGCAAGAAGUGUCUCCGGUCGAUUACUUAAAAUGAAGACCGGUUGCGAAGAUGUAACGUAGUCCUUACCUCGCCUUGUCAUGAAAGGCAAUGAUGGCUCUUAUUUCAACGCUUCAAGCAGUUCUUCCUUGCUAGUCGCGGUGUUUGCCUCACUGGCUUCCGUUCGCUCCCACUGAAAAAACGGUGCUGGUGGACCAUGCGAAAGAAGUUUGAGGCGUUGACCACUGGUGGUGGUGGUGGUGGAAGUAGAGCCUCUCGGGGGGCGUUGCUGGUCGGCUUAUGGUGCGCGAUGGAUUUCCGGUCCACCCCGCUGGGCUAUCGCGUUGGCAUCAAGAGUUCCUCUCGGAAAGUAAACUCCGCCACCAUCCUCCGCAGCCGUGCUACUGGGGAUACUACGAGUCGACCCCGGUCGCGCUUGGAGCAGGGUCUGAAAAAAGUGCCGCAACAUGCGCCGGCUGCCGAAAUUGUCGGCGAGGGUGAGGAAGGUCGAGCAGGUGUGGAGCCGGCUGCCGAAAAUGUCAGCGAGGACGACGAGGGAAGAGCACGUGUUGAGCUGGCUGCCGACAUUGUCAGCGAGAACGUUGUUGGACGCGUAGUUGGGGAGCCACGCGACGGGCGGGAGCCAAGCUUUGCCCAGGUUUCUACUUCAAUAACUAACUGGGAAGAUAUCGAAGCGACGAAUCAGAACGAACCUUGGGUCACAAGACUUCUGGAUUUAUGUAAAAAAGAUCAGGAUCCUAAUUUUUUUCCUCAGAACUGUUGGAACAAUGUCGACACGUGCCAAGUGCUGAAAGGGUAUGAGUUCAAGGCUGGAAGUGGCACCAUAAUGGCGGACUUCAACCUCUGGGGGAAGGGCGAUCUUGUGGGCGCCGGCACAGAAAGGAACUAUGAUCCCCUGGUGGGUACGACGGAGGCCGACAAGGGGGUGAUACUGGCGCGAAACGGGAACGGGAUCGACACCUUUUAUCCUGCAUUGGAUUGGGUGGAACAGUGCCAGAAUCUCUGCGCUGCAUGGCCCAACACGGGACGAUUCACCGGUCAUGGCGAGCAAAAGUGCGUCGCCUGGCAGGUAUACACAUACAAGCCAGGGGUGCAUGGAGUAUCCAGCGCAACUACGUAUCGCGAGCCCCGAACGGCUGGAAUCGCCUGCCGACUUUACAGCAAGGUGCCUCCCGGUUCCGACCAAAUCGUUCCGAAUUACGAGUACACGCAGGGCGGGGACAAUCAUGCUUUUUCAACAGGAACGACAAUAGUAAGCAGACUUGGAACACCUUGCUCCAGGGACGCGACGGACUUUAGCAAGUGCGAGUCGGAAACAUACGGAUUGUUUCUGGAUUGGCCAGACGGCGCGACGGGGGAACAAACGCACCCCGACGGUGGCAUGUUUAAGCGCAACGCACGAGUAAACCCCGGUGAUUGGCAGAACGCUAUCAAAGACCAAGGUAUCUUUAAAGAUGUGGAAAUCAAUCUACAGACAAACGAACAAACUGGUGUUGUCACCGGGCUGCCGCGACUGGGUCCCCCAGGUAGUGGAGAGUGGAAAGUCAAAGGAAUUGAGAUUGGAUCCGGACAACAAGCUAUCGAGUGGGAACAGACUCCGGGGGACCUGGCAGGUCGCUGGGUGGAGUACCUCCAGCCCCGCGGUGGGGCUCUAGCCCCGGGCCACGGCUUUUGGAUCUGCCUGGCUUAUUGUCGGAUUACGCCAUGGUGUCUCGGAAUGAGCGCAGGAAUUGGGCACUGGGAAUGGGGUUACGAUGGUUGCUGGCUUCGCGAAUUGCAGCCCGCAGACAGAAAAUAUCCCGUCCGAUGGGAUCCGAAUGAUGAUCGCGCGGAAGUCCAUUCCGUAUACAGCAUCUGCAGCGUGGGCAAAUUCCAGCCUCUUCUACCGGAAGAGCAGCCCCCGGAAACAACCCCGGCUCCGCCAACAACCCCAGCUCCAACGACCCCGGCUCCAACGACCCCGGUUGUCACGACCCCGGCUGUCACGACUACGGCCGCCCCCCAUGUUCUCAGUACGAGUACCACCACACCGGCAGCGAUGAAAGAGGACAACACAACGUACGCGCAGGAGCAGACCGACGAGGAGUCGGACAAUUGGUGGAUCUGGAUUCCGUUGGCGGCCCUUCUCUUGCUGUGUCUCUUGUGCCUGCUGUGCUCCUGCUGUUGCAAGGCGGACGAAGACGACGACGACGACGACGCGCAAUCCCCGCUGGGCGCCCCCAGACGGGGGAGUGCGGUGCGCGGGCGGCGCGGCGGCGGAGGCAGGGGUGGCGGCCGUGACAGCGGUGGUCAUUUCGGAACAUCAAAUAAGCACCAUCACCAUCACCACCAUCACCAUGUGCACCGGGACAACAAGAAGAUGAAGCUACUGCCCGAAGAGACCGAGCAGGCCCUUCUCGCGGAGGGCUUCAGCCCGUCCUACGCGAAGAAGCUGGCCAAGGUGAUUUGCGACCCGGAUCCGAAAAAGGACGACGACUCGUUACCGCCGCCAAAGCACCACCGCGACCUCGCGGCGCUGCAGAAAGCGCAGUUUGGCGGGUUCGAGAACGCCGCGGAGCUGCGGCAGGUAUUUGCGGCGAAGGUGAAGGUGAAGCGGGACAACAAGUUGAAGGGGGCGGCGAUGAAGGACCCCGGACUGGGGUACUGGGAGACGCUGCUGCGCGCCGACGGGUUCUCCCCGGCGUUCGCGAAGAAGGGCGCCAAGCGGCUCGCGAAAGCGCGGUCGGACGAGGCGCUGGAGGCUCCGGCGGACGACAAGGACCUGGCGCUGUGGCACCUGCGCGGGCUCGCGGGGACGGAGUGCGCCGCGGAGGUGAAGGGCGCGUUCCUGCGCGCGGCGACGAACAAAAAGGCUCCGCUGAACAAAAACCUGAUCACGCCCGAAUUCGGGGAGGCGGAGGCCAUCGCGCUGGCGCACGGCUUCACGCCGGCGUUCGCCAAGACGCUGGCCACCGCGUUGACGGACACCAAGCCGGGCACGCCCGCCGCGAAGAAGAAGCUGCCGGCCUGGAAGACGGAAUCGGACCGGGACGUGCUAGAUGCGCUGGGGCUGGGCCCCGUCGAGAAGGUGACGGUCCAGGACAUGCUGCAAUUCUUCUCGCCCCGCGUGCAGCGGAAGCGGCUGGCGACCAAGGCCGGGGACAAGGUGACCGUGUCGGCGAAGGAGUGCGAGGAGGCGUUGGUGAACUCGGGCGUGUCGUUAUCCUUUGGAAAAACGUGUCCACCCCCUAGUUGUCAUGCAAAUCUGCAUGCGUAAAACGUCUUUCAUGCGGAGCCCCAUGAGAGGACGCAUUGUCUAGCACUAUUUUGGAAUCUGUGAUGCUCGAAUCAGCAUGAGAAGCUAGAUUUGUGAUGCUGCUGCACUAACAAAAUGCGACUACAUCGCGAGCCCAAACUUGGCAUGCGCAACAGCCAAAACUUGUUGAUUUGUGUUGCAGAUGGCAUCCCAACUUGACUACGGGGUCGUCGUGGGGACGUUUUUACAUAUGAUAGUCGUCGAUUUUGGCGCGGCGGCUGGCCCAGCAGGCGGCGGACCGGAACAACCGGAAGCCGCUGGACACGCAGAACCUCGACGAGCUCGACCAGAAGGCGCUGGCGGCCCUGGGGCUGGGCGGCACCGAGACCGCGACGGAGCUGCGCGGGCUGGUGGCGGUGAAGACCGCGAAGAAGAAGACGAAAAAGCGGGCCGCGAAGGUGGCGGCGGCGAAGGAUUGGCGGCCCGAGCUCGGGGAGGUGGAAACCGCCCUGAAGGAGGUCGGGCUGUCGCCCAAGUAUCGGAAGAAAUUGGCCGCGCAGAUUGUCAGCGCAAACCUGGACCCGAGCUCCGUCAUCGAGCGCCCCGAGGGUAAGGACCUCCGGAUCGUGCUGAACUUCGGGUUUGGCCCGAAGGAGACCGUGAUGGCGCUAAAGAUGGCGCUCCAGCCCGCGAAGACCAAGCACAAAUCGUCCAAGAAGGGGGCCGCGGCCAAGACGAGCUUGAAGUCGAACGAUUCGGACGCGACCAGCAGCCGCACGUCCAAGGAUUCCGCGCGGCUCUCCAAGCGCGGCAAGGGCGAAACGAAGCACAAACGCCACAAGGAUAGCGGGAAGCUGUCCACCGCUUCGGAAAACAGCGGCCUCUCGAGUAGCAGCGCCCCCUCCAGCCGGGAGGGCUUCAAGAAGGACAAGAAGCAGGGGAAGAACAAAGACAGCCGGAAGGAAUCCGACCUCGAAGCGGAGGAAACGUUCACGCCGGGGGGCCGGGUGCUGAAAGUGGACGGGGAGGACGACGGCUACGGCAAUUUGGUGUUGAAAAAGAAGAAGAAACACCAGCACAAGGACCACCACGACAAGAACAAGCCCGGGGUCUUCGCGGCGCCGAGCAUAGGCCACAGCAAGCAGGACCACGAGGACCAAAACCUGGCUUCCUCCUCGCCCGCACUAACCGCAGACAGCUACGGACGCGAGGCCCGCGCGGUCUUCGAGAAGGCCAUCCUCGCGCAGGGGCUGAGCCUAUCAAAUGCAAAAAUGUCUGGGUCUGGAAAUUUGUGAUGCUAAAAGUGAAUCAUGAUAGACGUACUGCAAUACGCAGCUACGCAUAACAAAUUUUUUGGCUGCCAUGUCUUACGUAUUCCGCAUGGCAAACUGCGUUUUUGAAUGACAGGUAAGUAGAGGGCUUUUUCGUGCCUAUGCAACGCAGAUUCUCGAGUCAUGCCAGACAAUCAUGACAAACUUGCAUUCUUCCAGACUCAGACAUUUUUGCAUUUGAUAGAGCCCGCACUACGCCAAGAAGCUGGCCAAGGCGCUGGCCAAUCCGGACAUUGACGAGAAUUUGGUCUCUCUGCCCCCCGCGGUUGGCGCCGACCUGGAGAUCAUGUCGCAGACGAUGGGCAUCGACGGCACCGGCGUGGAGCACGCGCAGCUCGCCCGCGAAAAGUUUAUCAAGGCCGCGAAGAAGUUGCCGCCCGAGGCGCUGCACCACAGCAGCUCCGACGACCAGUUGUCCGACGGCGCGCGGGGCGAGCGGGUGUCUGCUGCGCACGACGACGACGAGGAGGACAAUAUCCCUCCGGAGCUGCAGGCGCUCGCGGCCACAUCGGGGUUCAACAACUUGACCUCCACUUUGUCCGGCUCCGUGCACAGUCUACCCUCCAUCGACCUGAACCUGGCUUCCAAUUUGCAGCUGGGGGAGGUGGAGCAUAUCUACCUCGUGUCCGGGUUCUCUCCCGCGUAUGCGAAAAAGGCGGCGAAGCGGGUGGUGGCGAAGGAUUCCGGGGUUGAGUUACCGGAAGAGGAGGACUACAAGGUGGAGGAGCAUGAGGUGAUAUGCAUUGCAAAUAUGUCUGGGUCUGGAACACUGCAACUUGUCAUGCUAAAGCAGAAGCAUGCUAAAAUUUGUGUUGCAUGAUUGCCAAAAGCUGUGCACUUUCGACCAAGUUGAGAGGGAGUUUCUCAUACAGGAGGGGCAUGAUAGAGACCUCACAGAAUCUGUCAUGCUAAAUUUUGCAUUUCAGACCUCAGGGGUCAUGGAAAAUCAGCAUGACAAAUUUUGCAUUCUUCGAGACCCAGACAUGUUUGCAUUUGAUAGGUGACGAAGGAGGACAAGAAGCUCUUGUCCGCGCUCGGAUUCGAGAACGACGGCGCCGCGACGCAGCACGAGAAGAUGGACCACUUCAUGAAGCUAUGCAUUGCAAAUAUGUCUGGGUCUGGAUAAAUUGGAAUCUGUAUUGCGCGUCUUGCACUCCUGUAAAAUCUGUAUUGCGUGACCGACAAAAGCGCGAAUUCUCUGUCAUGCAAAAACGCAGUUUCUCAUGCGUAUUACACAUGAGGAAACGUCCUAAAAAUUUGUCAUGCUUGGCUGCUCUCAGGAGUAUGCUCGAUCAUCGCCACUUAGCAUUACAAGUUUCCAGACCCAGACAUAUUUGCAAUGCAUAGAAGCAGCUCGCCCGGGAGAAGAAGCGGGAGGCGCUGCAGGCAAAAGCCCAGUCCGGCUGUGUACCCUGGCUGUGCCCCGGCGACCGGGAGGCCCGGCGCGCUUUGCGGGAGCUGGAGGCCGAGAUCGCGGCCGACGCCGAGGAGCACGACGCGCUGGAGUUCGCCGGGUUGGAGGUGGAGAACGCGGUGCACGAGGACGAGGCGAAGAAGGCGCUGGUCCGGGCCGGGGUGGACGAAAAGGCCGCGGAGAAGCUGGCGUCGAAAUUAGCGGACGCGGAUAACGUGGCACAGGAGCUGAGUGAGAAGGAGAAAAAGGAGCUGAAAUCCGUCCUGGGCGACGCCGCAGACACGCCGGGGGUGGACUACGGCAAGGUGGCUUCCCAGCUGAUGUCGCAGCAGGCGGACUGCUUCGUGGACUCGUUGUCGCCGGAGGCCUUCGAAAUGUACGUGAACAGCAAACGGCUCGCGUCCAAAUCCCCCAUGUCCACACUGCUCUCGUCCUACGGCGCCAGUGGCGAGAGCGGCCUCUAUGGAUUGUAAAAAUGUCUGGGUCUGGAAGAUUGCAACUUGUCAUGCUAAAUCUGAAUCAUGCAGAAAUUUGUGUUGCAUGAGUGCCAAAAGGUGUCCACUUUCGACCAAGUUUGGAGGGAGUUUCUCAUGCAGGAUAGGCAUGGCAGAGACCCCACAGACUCUGUCAUGCUAGGUCCCGCAUUCCAGACCUCACGAGUCAUGGAAAACCUGCAUGACAAGUUUACACUCUUCCAGACCCAGACAUUUUUGCAUUUCAUAGCCUCGUCGGGGUGCCCAUUUCCGAUCUCAGCAGCAAGGAGUUCGCGAAUUUCAGCCCGACGUCUUAUCCUGAGCAAAAACGUCCCCUCCCCAGAGUCAAGAUGGGAAAUCUGCUAGACAAAUCCACCAGAUUUUUGUUUUUGUGCAUGACAAGUUGUUUGGCCAUGUAGUGUAAUCCUGUUUGGCUAGCUCAGAAGCAUCACAGAUCUAGCAUAGCAUGCUGGAUCGAGCAGCACAAAUUCCAAAACACGACUAGAAAUUGCUUCUCAUGGGUCUGCGCAUGAGAAACAUUUUAGGCGUGCAGAUUUGCAUGACAGCUCGGGGGUGGGGACGUUUUUACAAAUGACACGUCUUCGGCCUUCGUCAAGAGCGGACUGGCGUCGGAUUUGGCCAGCGAGCCACUCUCCGCUGCGCAAAAGCGCGAGAUCAUGAAAUCAAGAAUACGAGAGCAGUGCAACUUCUGAAGCUAGUUGCUGGUUGUUCCACAUAGAAAAGGACUUUUUUUAUCGUAUUGGCCGCGAAAGAAUGACAAGAACAAUCUUCCCGUAUGCUGGUUACAGCAUACUAAAAUCCAGAAGAUAUUAACGCAGGAGUUUUCGGAGGAGGCGAAGCUGAGAUUUCAACAGUGCUACCCCAACAAGUCUCUCGCUUUUGCUUUUUCUGAAUCAUCAAAUUUUAGUAAGUUUUUUUGCUUUUUUUCAUUACUUUUCAGCUUUUUCGAUUCCAUACUUUUUUCCAUACAUUUGGCGCCCAUUGAUUUCCACAAUGCGCAAAUACGACCCCCCUCAAGACGUCGAAAAUAUAUUCUCCCCUUAUUCUCACAAACCUGACCCACCAUAGAACGCGUUCACUAACGCAAGAGCCUUUCGGAGGCAGAACUCUUUAUGGGCGCU